Messenger RNA from Microcebus murinus (gray mouse lemur), 728 nucleotides. The record is from RefSeq and is a predicted model, not a curated record. Lineage: Eukaryota; Metazoa; Chordata; Mammalia; Primates; Cheirogaleidae.
CUCCGCAUCCACAUCCGCAUCCUCGUCCUCGGCCGCCUCCUGCAGCAGCUGCCGUUGGAGCCGCCUGUGAGCCAUUUCCACGUUUCUCCUGGUGGAGAGGGGCGAGGGGCCGGGCGCGGGCGCGGUGAGGACCACCACCCACCAUGGUGAAGCUGGGCUGCAGCUUCUCCGGGAAGCCAGGCAAAGACCCCGGGGACCAGGAUGGGGCUGGCCCGGACAGUGUGCCUCUGAUCAGCCCCCUGGACGUCAGCCAGCUCCAGCCACCGUUCCCGGACCAGGUGGUCAUCAAGACACAGACGGAAUACCAGCUGUCCUCCCCAGACCAGCAGAAGAAGUUCCCUGACCUGGAGGGCCAGAAGGGCAAUGGCAGCAACCCAGAGGAAGGGCGCAAGCUGCCCACGGCGCGGAUGAUCGCCUUCGCCAUGGCGCUCCUGGGCUGUGUCCUGAUCAUGUACAAGGCCAUCUGGUACGACCAGUACACCUGCCCGGACGGCUUCCUGCUUCGGGUGAGCAGGGGCGCGGGGGCUGGGCCCUCGGGGGGCAGCAGGGACCACCUGUCCUCGCCAGGCCACAAGGGGUCCUACAGGAGUCUCUCCAUGGAUGCUCCGUGGAGGGAGCACCUCCCACGCCCACCUGGGGGGAGCAAGGGCACUUCCUGCUCCUCUGGGCCCCCAAAGCUGCCCAUGUCCUGUUAUUUUUCCAGAAUAUGUUGAGAUCCAGUUAUUUCU